Molecule: messenger RNA, 3666 nt
Organism: Penaeus chinensis
Lineage: Eukaryota; Metazoa; Arthropoda; Malacostraca; Decapoda; Penaeidae
Product: splicing factor U2af 38 kDa subunit
Exons: 7
Coding region: 33-755 (240 amino acids)
Biological process (GO): mRNA splicing, via spliceosome
Cellular component (GO): spliceosomal complex; U2AF complex
Molecular function (GO): metal ion binding; pre-mRNA 3'-splice site binding
Source: RefSeq, a predicted model, not a curated record
UCGGCUCAGUCCGUCAAGUCAGUUUGUAAACAAUGGCUGAAUACUUGGCAUCGAUUUUCGGCACGGAGAAGGACAAAGUCAACUGUAGUUUCUACUUUAAGAUAGGAGCAUGUAGGCAUGGAGACCGUUGCUCCAGGAUCCACAACAAGCCAACCUUUAGCCAGACUGUGUUGAUCCUAAACCUGUACUGCAACCCCCAGAACUCGGCCAAGUCAGCUGAUGGAUCCCACUCAACGGUCAGCGAUGAGGAGAUGCAGGAGCACUACGACAACUUCUUUGAGGAGGUUUUCGUGGAGUGCGAGGAUCGGUAUGGAGAAAUUGAAGAGAUGAAUGUGUGCGACAACCUUGGGGACCAUCUCGUUGGCAAUGUGUAUAUAAAGUUCAAAUACGAAGAAGAUGCUGAAAAGGCUGUUGUUGACCUCAAUAACCGGUGGUUUGGGGGUCGAGCAAUCCAUGCAGAGUUGAGUCCUGUAACUGACUUUCGAGAGGCAUGUUGCCGUCAGUAUGAAAUGGGAGAGUGCACACGCAGUGGAUUCUGUAACUUCAUGCACUUGAAGCCAAUCUCUCGAGAACUCCGCAGAGAGUUAUAUGGACGGAAGAGGAGGAGAUCUCACUCCCGAACCCGCCGCCGCAGGUCGAGGUCGAGGUCACGUGAGCGCAGGCGGGAGAGCAAGGACAGGGCAUCAGUGCUUGAUAGGUUCCCCGCCCACUCUCAGGAAAAGGACCAGAGGGAAGGGAGAUUCGGCCGCUACUGAGCAAGGGGUGGCGCUGGUGGCAUUGCAUUGUGGUUUUUAGUUAUUUAAAUUAUUUGACAUAGUUUGUAAAAUCAUUUUACAUGAUUGAUUUCAUUCAUAUUAUGUAUGUUUGGGAUUGUCAACAAGCCGGGUUAAAACCGUCUAGAGGUUAUUGGAUGUUAUUCUCAGUCUUUGUCACAAGAAGAAAUAAUGGUAAUGAUGAUAAUUAUAACGCUGAUAAUGAUGAUGAAAUGCAGCCAUUAAACAGAGGUCAUUCUCAACUUGCAGAUGGAAAGUGGCAAUGUUAGUUUAUGUAGUUAUAAUAAGGAGAGAAAUUCAUAUGUGCAAAAUUGUGUUGCAUGUCGCAGCUAUUUGGUCCCUCCAUUUCCCUUGAUCUGGUUGCAUUUUGUGACAUUUACAUCCUCAUUUGAUAUUGGACGAAGGCUUUCAUGUAGCUAGAAGAUGAUAUGUUUAACCCAAUGGUGCCGGGUAUCAGGAAUCUCUUAGCGUCAUAAACUCAUGAUUUCUGGCAACAUGCAGACACUGGGCACGGGAGUCCGCUACACGUGUUCUGGUGCGCCGCUGCGCGUAGAGGCAUAACAUACAGACCAUGCAGUUUGUUAUGAUGGCUGUACACGUGACCCGUCCGAAGGGAGUUAAGUAUGAGACAUUAAUUCAUAGUCCGGAAACUAUUUGUAUAAAUACUGCAUCCUGUAAAAGGUGAAAGCCUUAGGUGUAGUUUUAACUCUUUGAGUAAAAAGUUCAUUAGCAUUAUGUUGAAUUCUGUAAAGUAACAAAAUACUUUUAAGAUUUUCAGUGGAAGGUCCAAGGCCACGAAAGGAUCUCAGUAAGGUUUUUAGGUUUUAUUUUGUGUGUGAUGAAUAUUACCUCUAAUACUGUGAUGGAAAAAGUGAUAAAAGUAACCUUUGAUCGUAAAGAUUAAUUAUUUAUUGUGAAAGUACAGAAAUUACUACUCAAAUGAAAUUCUGACACAGAUGGCUAAAAAAACUGAAAUUGAUGGCUUCUAACAGCACUGAUAAUAAAAUUGUCUGUCUUCAUGAAAUUUAAGGUGAAAAUGUAACAAAGGGUAGCUUUAAUUUCCUAAAUUAUAAAUAUAGAGGGAGAAAUUAGCAUGAUGCAGAAAUCAGUGCAGUCAAAAAAGGGAAAAAAAUGCAAUAUGAGUUUAUUCCCAAAUAUGGUCUUAAUUAUCUUGCUAAAGGUAUUGCUCAAUUUGGUGUCAAGUGAAGUAAAGACCACAAAGGGCUAAACCACUUUUUGAAUGGGAUUGGAUGCAAAUGCGAGACCCUGUGCUUUGUAUUUUGUUUGGCCUUUAAAAUUUGUGAGGGUUAGACUAAGUAAAUGAAAGAGGAAAAAGACUGAAUUUGCUCACUUACACAUGAUCAUUUGUAAUCUUCAAAAGGGUGUUUUCCAAUUACUUUGCAUAGAGCCACUCAGCACUAACAUGCAGUGGGAUUUCCUGUUACCAUUCUAACCCAUGUGCCAGUUUGUAUGUGUAGUCAGCCACUCGAGGAAGAAACUGGAAGCAUGGGAAGCUUAGAUUUAACCCAAUGGCGCCGGGUAUAGAAAAUUAAAAAAAACUCUACGCUCUGGCGAACGGCGGCAGCGCGCCGACUCUGAGCGCGUGAUAUUGGUACAUCAAGCCGAAUCAUUGCCUCCGGGCGUUUUGGCGCGGCGCCGCUACGGACAGCCGCACGCCUCACAUCGUGCGUAUUGUUAUGACGACGAUAGCCGUGACCCGUCGCCAUUGGGUUAAUGCCUUCUCUGUGCUCCUUGCUGUGGUGUAAAUGAUUGUUUAGCAAAUGAGGCUAAAAGGAGGCUUUAAGCUUAGUUUCUCCUCAGUGACUGCAGUCAGAGCCAAACAAGCAAACAGCUGUUUAGCAGGCUCAACCGUGCACAACAUGAUUGGACCUUAUCCUGGUGUGGGUGAUGGCUUAGCCAUAGCAUGAAGGAACAUUAUCUGUUGUGAAUGUGUUAAGCCUGCAGUUAUGCUGUAUGGGAAGUGCUACCAGCUGAAGUGCUUUUACUAAUAUGUUACAGCUAAUUGUAAAUGAUGACAUCCUGAGUGGUAGAUAGUGUAAUAUCCAAUGUUAUUUUAUGAUUUAGUCUUAAUACAUAUAAUCAUUCUGAUUUUAGUUUUACAGUCUAGUCAUGUGAAAAUUGUUCACAAAGCAUAAUUGUCACAAGACUAAAGUAACUAAGAUUUUGAAAAAAAAAAGUUGUGUAUAAAAAUCUGGCUGCUUUUGUGGAAGAGAUAAUGUAUAGCAAUGACUGUCAUGUAUCACAAUAUAUAUAUUUUGGUAUCAGUUUUUCCUUUGGUGCAUUUUUUUAAUAAUAAGGAGGUUUUGCAGGGUCUCAUGAUUAAGGUUAAUUGCACAUGUGUAGAAAUAAAUUUUAGCUCGGAGUAUAUAGAUGGGAAGCUGUUUUAAUGAUAAGGAAGGCUAAGGUACAUCUUCAUGUGUAACAAGUAUUUUUUUUUUUUUUAUGAAUAUUUAAACUCUUUUAUUAUUAACUUAUUGACUAUUUGAUUCUAUAUAUUUUUUUAGUUUAUAGUGAAGGAAGAAUUUAUGAAGGUCUGACUCCCUAAAGUUUGUAAAUUUUGUCAACACAUAUGUUGUAUUUAAACAGGUAUUACUUGAUCCUCAUUUUAUUAUGAGUUGACUACAUGAUUUGUUAGCAUGUUUUAAGAACUUCGUUUUUGUUUCAAUUUUAUGUACUUAUUUGUGUACUCUUUAUUUUAUUUGUCAAAUAUAUAUACUGAUUUUUUUUCUUAUUUUUGUACUUCUGUAAUAGGCUAACAAAGUAACCAUUUUAAGUGUCAUUGUCUGAAAAUAUAUAAAUGGUCAUUUUGACAAGAUAAAAAGAUGUUAACCUCAUGCUGUUAAGCAAGUCCAACAAUAAAAUAUAAAUUUGA